AACCAAGCCCAUUACGAUUUCCGACAUGUGCGGCCCAACCGGCUAACCCCAGCCACCGGAGCCGAACCCUCUCGUCGUCGUCCCCAGCUGCGUCUCCGUCCGUCCAUGUCGUCGUCGUCGCUUAUCCACGGUAUCUCCAUCUCCGUCUCCGACGACGACGAGGCCUCGGGCAAGGUGCGCGUCCGCGUCCGCCGCAAGCGCAACCGACAACCCAUCUCCGGUCGCCGCCGCUUCCUCCGCCGCGCCGCGCGGUUGGGCGGUCCGCUCCUGCUAGCCUCCCUCGCCGUCUUCCUCUUCACCUAUGAGUACUACCGCCUCUACCCAUACUAUUCACCUUCCACCACCUCCUCCUCCUCCUCCUCGCUGCCCCCACCGCUGGCCAGCAACCUCAGCCGCGUCGACCGCGACGCCCGAGCAGCCGAUGGCGCCAGGAAGUCAUGCCUGAAGAUGCUUGAUCAUGAGAUGCUUCAAAAUCUGGAACUUCCUGAAACCCCUGAACAAAAUCUGCCAGUCAAGAAAGUUGUGUACAGGUCCAGUCUGCCCCAUCUUGAAGAUAACAUUUCAUCCCAUAUGACGAAUUCACGAUUUAAUUCAUUCACGGGGUAUCAGACUCUUACUGAAAGAGAAGAAAGUUUCAAGCCGAAGGAAACUACAACGGUGCACUGCGGCUUCUACAGUGAAAAUGGAGGAUUCAGGAUUUCUGAUGUGGAUAAAGAUUACAUGAGGUCUUGUAGAGUUGUCGUAGCCACUUGUGCAUUUGGUGGAGGGGAUGAUCUUCACCAGCCCAUAGGGAUGACAGAUGUGUCUGUUAGAAAGGUAUGCUAUGUUGCAUUCUGGGAUGAAGUCACUCGCUUAGCUCAACAGGAGGAGGGAAACAAGAUUGGUGAAAAUCUCAUGAUUGGCCAUUGGCGGAUCAUUCUUGUGAGAGAUCUUCCUUUCAUGGAUCAACGGUUGAACGGGAAAAUUCCCAAGCUGAUAAGUCAUCGCCUUUUCCCUAUGGCAAGAUACUCAAUCUGGGUGGAUUCAAAAUCUCAGUUCCGUAGAGAUCCACUAGGAGUCCUUGAAGCCCUCCUGUGGCGUUCAAACUCUUCUGUAGCAUUAUCAGAACAUGGAGCUAGGAGUAGCUUGUAUGAUGAGGGUAAAGCAAUUGUUAAGAAACACAAAGCAACUCCAGAAGAAGUUAAAAUACAAUUGGAUCAGUAUCGACGAGAUGGCAUUCCAGAUGACAAACGAUUCAAUGGGAAGAAAGCUCUCGCAGAAGCUUCAGUUAUUGUGCGGGAUCAUGCCCCUCUGACUAACCUCUUCAUGUGCCUCUGGUUCAACGAGGUGGUUAGGUUCACAUCCCGGGAUCAGCUAAGCUUCCCAUACGUCUUGAGGCGUUUAAGGCUCCCCGGCGUCCACCUGUUUCCAGUGUGCGCCCGGAAGGAUCUCGUUAACAGCCUUGGCCACAGGCGCAAGGUGAAGCCUCUUGCCAAGGAGCGGAGAUGAGCUUCUGAGUCUGAAUUUGAAUCUGGAUCUGCCCCUUUGGUUGGGUGUUGUCUGGGAUGGAAUUUCAGUGGUGCGUAACUUGAAUACGGUUCAUUUCUCGUGUAGAUGUACUGACGUAGCGAAAAGAUCAGUUGUUCAGGGUCCUUAGCUAGUAACAGUAGUGCAGUGCAGUGUUACAGAGAAGAGAAUGGCUUCGCAAUGUUACUGAAGGCAAAUGUAGCAUGCCAUUCUUCUUUGUAAAGAAACGAAGAAUUCUACUGUACGUGCCAAGUCGAUGCCUUAAUUCGGGCACAGCGGCACUUGCAUUAUACUCUUCUUCUGUCACUGCUUGAUUCCUACAAGGAACUAAACUGCUUCAGAUGACA
Messenger RNA from Brachypodium distachyon (stiff brome), 1853 nucleotides. RefSeq lists its product as uncharacterized. Lineage: Eukaryota; Viridiplantae; Streptophyta; Magnoliopsida; Poales; Poaceae. Bases 106 to 1488 code for a protein of 460 amino acids. The record is from RefSeq and is a predicted model, not a curated record. The transcript has 6 exons.